AUGCAGCAAGAGAAGGCUGCAGUACAAUUGGACUCACUCCUAUGGAAGAUACAGAAAGACCUCCAGAAGGAUUUGAGAAGCUCGAGCUAUUUCCGGGUGUUCCUGUUCCACCGCUAUAGGGAAUUGAUAGGGAAGGAGCUGAGUUGUCGACCUGUACCUGAAAGAGCUCCAGUUCCAGGAAAGCCAUUACUAGACAAAGGAAACCGUUGGCUUGCUCCCGUAUUUAUUGGCCGUGAUGCAAAGGACGAUGCUGUCAUGCUGAGCGAUGGGCUGGUACCACUUCCACCUGUUGGGCCGCGGCCAGAGGGCAUGGAGCCAGACAGGAAGCCACCUGACGGACUCGAGUUAUUGCCAUAUGGGGCAGUAACGGGUAAGCCCCCAUUUGUCAAAGGGAAUCCUGGCUGGAUAGGGGAAGCGUGUGGUGAGGCGGUGGAUGGAAUUCCAGAAUUAGUAUUAAAGGGAAAGCUAUUGAUCGGUGAAUUGUUGCUGGGAACAUUACUAUUCUCGCUUCCUCCUGUUCCUUGA
Messenger RNA from Bacidia gigantensis, 525 nucleotides. RefSeq lists its product as uncharacterized. The record is from RefSeq and is a predicted model, not a curated record. Bases 1 to 525 code for a protein of 174 amino acids. The transcript has 2 exons. NCBI's taxonomy places the organism in Eukaryota, Fungi, Ascomycota, Lecanoromycetes, Lecanorales, Ramalinaceae.